AUUUCUUCAUCCCUUAAGACGUUAUUUUUUUGUUUUAAUUAGAUCUAGGUUAAUUCUCACGUCAGGAAGGUGAGAAACAGUUAAAAGUGCACCAAACUAUCUAAAUAAAAAAAUCUGUUGUCAAGUUUCCCCAAGCAUUUGGCUUUCAAGCUUUAACUUUAACAUUCAGUAUAAAUAACUUACUGUAUUGUUAUUUCCUUACAGGAAGUUAGUUAAACAUGCCUAUUCCUAGUUUACUUACAAUUAACCCUGAUAAUUUAUUUGAAAAAUCUUCAAUUUCGGAAAUAGAAGAUGUCCAGAAGAAACUUCAGAGUGAAAUUGAAAGAAAACGUGAGGAGUUGAGAACCAUGGUCGGCGAAAGGUACAGAGACUUAAUUGAGGCAGCUGAUACCAUAUCAAUCAUGAAAAACUUGUCAGAAAAAGUGAUUGAAGAUGUCAACAAAAUGAAAACUGCCACUGCUGAGUUACAACAGCGACAGGUUUCAGGCUUCAAGAUGGAUUACUACCACAAGGAUUUGAAGAAAAGUACAAUGGCUGGUGUAGCCGCACAGAUCAAGCUGCUGGUAGACAUUCCAGAGUACAUUUGGGAAACCGUUGAUUCAACACAGUUUACUCAUGCAGCCUUAUACUACAUCAUGGCUCGUUAUAUAAAAACAAGUUUAGAGAUCAACCCAAGUUUCCAAACCACAAUGUAUUUUCCUGUAGUUUCUCGUCAGUGGUCUUCUAUAGUUCAUUUUAAGGACACAAUUAUAAAAGGAGCUGAAGAAUCUUUGAAGUUACAGCAUGACUCUCAGGUAACGUGCAGUGCUCUGCUGAGUCUAGCGCUAUUGGAGAGUCUAUCGUCGGGUCAGCUACUGCAGCGCUACUUGACGUUGCGCUCAGAGGCACUGAGACAACAGCUCUCCCCCCACCACUCUCCACUAGACAGUGCUGCAGUCCAAGAGAGGCUCUGCUCCAGCUACUCCCUGCUCAUACAUUCCAUCGUGGCCAUAUCUCACUGUUUUUACGAGCAUGUACAAGCCAAGGAAGGCCUGCUCUGGAGGGAGUUAGAGAGAUACGUUAGUCCACAGUCUGCUCCUACACUGCAGCUGUUGGACAACGGAGACAGCGACAUUCCUACCUCUGUCCUGCCCUCGGCAAUCCGAGAGUUCAGACCUGUGCUGGACAAGCCACUGGAGCCAGUGUCUGAAGAUGUGCUUAGAGAAGCUGUGACCUCGUGGCUGGUCUGGGUCCGUCAACUGGUCAAAGAGCAGGGUGGACAACUGUUGCAACGACUUUCAUCCCUACGCAGCUUACAAGGCUUACGGGAUGCUCCACAGGGAGUGUGUGAGGAGUGGCCUCUAGUGUGUCAGUCACUGGUGUCUCCAGGCUCCAACAUGGACCUGUGGAGUGACCUCUACCGACCUCUGAUAACACUGCGUGCCCAGCAGCUAGUCUCCGUACACUGGGAUUCAGCUCUGAAGGGAUUGCAGCAUCAGAUUCGACAAGCCAUCAAUGCUGCCACCAAUGAGACCAAACAAACAGAAGUGGACUUGAUGUGGCACAUUUGGAAGGAAUCUGACUCUGAUCUUCAACCUAUUGAUGACCUCAAAAACAUCAAAGGGUUGUGGGUGAAGGCCAGAGGAAUAUCUCCAAGGGUGACAGAACUGUGUGCAGCCCUAGAACGCAAGGUGUGUUGGCUGCUAGCAGACCUCAACUCUCUGUGUCCAGAGCAAGAGGUAGAUCCUGGACUGUUGGCCAUCAGUAACACUCUCAAGGUCCAUCAACAGACUGUAUGUUCUACACUUGUAGUCAAACUGGUCCAGUUUGUAAAGGAUAUGCUAGCUGAGACAACCAGUGAGGCAGUCGCCAUCUUGUUGGCAAAGUUGCUACAGUGUGUUCCAGAGCUCUGUCCCUCUCUCAGUAAAUGCCUUUCCUCCAUCGACACUAAGUCAGUGUCGUGGCAGGAGAGUUUAUCUUUGCUACAGACUGAGUGUCUCUCAGCUUACAAGACUUGGCAGUCAUUGGCUCUCCCUCGGCUGUUGAAUCAUACUAUGGACACCCUAUCGUCUGCUGUGCCUGACCUUCAUACUAUCCCUCAAUGGGAAGAGAUCACGAUAGAAGAAGAAGGAGAGACAGGAGAGAGGGUUCAGUCUGUACUGAAGGUGCCUUGUAGUGUGAGUCUGGGACUGCAGAGUGCUCUACAUCAGCUGGCUUCUCUCAUAGGACACGUCUCCAUCCCCAAGCAAAUCUCUGAACAAGUCGUUGAGUCAGUUAUAAAUAACAUCAUUGAUCUGUACAACAAAAACAGUGAAAGUGCUAGUUUAACUCAAACCCAGUAUCUUCAAAUGCUUCUAGAUAUUAAGUAUUUGACUCAGCUAUUCAAUCCAAACAAGGAAAUAAAAACUAAGUGCCAAGAUAUUUCUGGAAAACUGGAGUCAAAAAUUGAUCCGUUCGAUCUAAAUGUAUUUACUCCAUACAUUAACAACAAUGUUAAAACUGCUGUUCACCAAACCCAGGCUCUGAUGGGAGUGUUGGUGUCUGGGAGUAUGUCACAACUUUCAGUUCAGAAUCAUCAUACAGAGGAGCCGUGUGUCCUAGCCCUCAGUACCUCUGCAGCCACGUGGUUUCCUCUGCUGCACAUCACUGCUCCUCGUUUGUCCCAUCCUCAGUCAAAGCCAAAGGCCAAGAAACCUUCAAGUUCCCCUUCUAAAGGAGCUUCCACAGAAGCUGCUGCCAAACAAAGCACAGCUUCAUCUUUCUUCGGAGUGAUGGCUACCGACUGGUUCGGCUAAAACUAUUUGUAAUCUUUUGUUGUUUUUGCCACAAUGUAAUUAUUCUAACUGUAAAUACAUAUGUUGUCUCUACUGUUAUCUGUAUACUGUUUCCUAAAGUACUAAUAGUAUGACACUUUAGAUUUAAAACAUUGAAAGGUAAUUUAUUUAAGUUUACUGUAGUUUAUGUAUGUGGGGCCGCUUGGUGUUGUUCAAGAAAUGUUUUUCA
Messenger RNA from Macrosteles quadrilineatus (aster leafhopper), 2982 nucleotides. RefSeq names its product conserved oligomeric Golgi complex subunit 1 (gene Cog1). The record is from RefSeq and is a predicted model, not a curated record. Gene Ontology annotation, biological process: intra-Golgi vesicle-mediated transport. Lineage: Eukaryota; Metazoa; Arthropoda; Insecta; Hemiptera; Cicadellidae. Bases 219 to 2774 code for a protein of 851 amino acids. Gene Ontology annotation, cellular component: COG complex; Golgi apparatus. The transcript has 18 exons.